UUUCCAAUCUCCAUCAUUAUCAUUCAUCAAUAAUUCUGGCACUACUGUGCACUGUGAAAUUGAUUUCUACAGUAAAGUUGGAGACUUUUCUCAAUCUCAAACUCAAACACCCAUUUAUUCAUAAUUCACUUCAAUACAAUUCAAUUCAAGGCCCCAUUUUUCAGAAUUGGGCAAAAAAUUAAGAAAUCGUCGGAUCAUCCCAUAAUCCAUUUUCGUAACCAGUGACUAAAUCAAUACUAAGUGAAUAAAUAAUUCAUAAAGUUUGAAAUUUGACCCAGAUAAAAUUAUGGGUAUAUUCUGAAACAGGACAAAGUCUUGAAAGUGUGAAUUACCCCAGAAAAUUUAUUGGUGGGGGUUAGCGGGGAGUUGGGGUGGGUUGGUGAGAGAAGAGAGAGAGAGAGCAAGUUUAUUGGGAAACUUACAGGUAUAAAAUUCAGUGAUGGCUGAUUUAAUCAAAAACCCAGUUGACAGUAUUAAACCAGAGAUUGAAGCUAGAACUUCACCAAAAACUGAGGAGAGAGAAACGGAAAUGGCUCCUCCGGCUGCCGGAAGUUCGAUUCAUCGUUCGGGUUCCCGGCCGCAGCUUGACCUUAGUGGUGCUGCUAUUCAAGGCAAUUUUGAGGAGAGAGACCCAACUAUUUUGCUGCCUAAUCAAUCUGAUGAUAUUUCUCAUUUGGCUUUGGACAUUGGAGGAUCCCUCAUCAAGCUUGUCUAUUUUUCAAGACAUGAGAAUAAAUCAGCUGAAGAUAAGCGUAAGAGGUCAAUGAAGCAGAGAUUUGGAAUUUCUAAUGGUAAUAGGAGAAGCUAUCCAAUACUUGGUGGAAGACUUCAUUUUGUAAAGUUUGAAACUGCAAAGAUAAAUGAGUGUUUGGACUUCAUCAAGUCAAAGCAACUACACUGUGGAGGGAUGGUUGCUCGUUGUUGGCCUACUGAUGCCUUAUCAAAUGAAAAUGUUUUAGUCAAGGCCACUGGAGGUGGAGCAUACAAAUUUGCAGACCUGUUUAAAGAUAGACUUGGUGUUAGUCUUGACAAGGAGGAUGAGAUGGAUUGUCUUGUUGCUGGAGCGAAUUUUUUGCUCAAGGCAAUUCGUCACGAGGCCUUUACGCAUAUGGAGGGUCAGAAAGAGUUCGUGCAGAUAGAUCAAAAUGAUUUAUUUCCUUACCUUCUUGUAAACAUUGGAUCUGGUGUUAGUAUGAUAAAGGUUGAUGGUGAUGGAAAGUUCGAACGUGUAAGUGGUACAAAUGUUGGAGGUGGUACAUAUUGGGGUUUAGGGAAGCUGUUGACCCAGUGCAAGAGCUUUGAUGAGCUUCUGGAGUUAAGCCAACGUGGAGAUAAUAGAACCAUAGACAUGCUUGUUGGAGAUAUUUAUGGUGGUAUGGACUAUUCCAAGAUUGGUCUAUCUGCAUCAACAAUUGCUUCUAGUUUUGGCAAGACAAUUUCUGAAAACAAGGAGCUUGAAGAUUAUAGACCUGAAGAUAUAUCUCUUUCACUCCUGCGAAUGAUUUCAUAUAACAUUGGGCAGAUAGCUUACUUAAAUGCUCUUCGCUUUGGCCUCAAACGCAUAUUCUUUGGAGGCUUUUUCAUCAGAGGACAUGCAUACACAAUGGAUACUAUCUCCUUUGCUGUUCAGUUUUGGUCUAAAGGCGAUGCAAAAGCGAUGUUCUUGAGGCAUGAAGGAUUUCUUGGAGCUUUGGGUGCAUUUAUGAGUUAUGAAAAACACGGUCUUGACGAUGUGAUGGUCCAUCAAUUGGUGGAACGGUUUCCUAUGGGUGCACCAUAUGUUGGAGGAAAGAUCCAUGGCCCGCCUUUGGGAGAUUUAAAUGAGAAGAUAUCAUGGAUGGAAAAAUUUGUACAGAAAGGAACUGAAAUUAUUGCUCCUGUUCCCAUGACUCCUCCUGGAACAACUGGACUUGGGGGCUUUGAAGUUCCUUUAUCACGAGGAGAUACUCUGCGUUCCGAUGCAAGCAGCUUGAAUGUUGGAGUUUUGCACCUUGUUCCUACUUUGGAUGUGUUUCCUUUGUUGGCGGACUCAAAAAUGUAUGAACCUAACACCAUUGAUCUCUCGGACCAUGGUGAGCUAGAGUUAUGGCUUACAGUGUUGUCUGACCAUUUACCAGAUCUUGUUGACAAGGCUGUGGCAAGUGAAGGAGGUACUGAUGAUGCUAAAAGAAGGGGUGAUGCUUUUUCUCGUGCAUUUUCUGCCCACUUGGCCAGGUUGAUGGAAGAGCCUGCUGCUUAUGGGAAGUUAGGACUUGCCAAUCUUCUGGAACUGAGGGAGGAAUGCUUGAGGGAAUUUCAGUUUAAUGAUGCAUAUAGAAGCAUAAAGCAAAGGGAAAACGAGGCUUCCCUUGCUGUUUUACCUGACCUUCUUAUGGAGCUUGACAGCAUGUCUGAGGAGGAUAGACUGUUUACCUUGAUUGAGGGAGUCCUUGCAGCAAACAUUUUUGAUUGGGGAUCUCGUGCAUGUGUGGACCUCUAUCACAAAGGGACAAUUAUUGAGAUUUAUAGAAUGAGUCGGAAAAAGAUGCAAAGACCAUGGCGAGUGGAUGAUUUUGAUAUGUUCAAGGAAAGAAUGCUCGGAUCAAGUGGCAAAAAGCCACCACCUCAUAAACGAGCAUUGCUCUUUGUGGAUAAUUCUGGUGCUGACAUUGUCUUAGGGAUGCUUCCCCUUGCUAGAGAGCUUCUUCGACGUGGAACUGAAGUUGUCCUGGUAGCAAACUCACUCCCUGCUCUUAAUGAUGUGACUGCCAUGGAGCUUCCCGACAUUGUUGCAGAGGCAGCAAAGAAUUGUGAUAUUCUCCGAAGAGCAGCUGAAGCUGGUGGGCUUCUUGUGGAUGCAAUGAUAAACGUCCAAGAAAGUUCUAAAGAAGAAUUGCCUUCCGUGCCGCUAAUGGUUGUUGAAAAUGGAUGUGGAAGUCCAUGCAUUGACUUACGACAAGUGAGCUCUGAGGUAGCUGCUGCUGCCAAAGAUGCUGAUUUGGUAAUUUUGGAAGGCAUGGGUCGAGCUAUUCAUACUAAUUUCAAUGCUAAGUUCAAAUGCGAUGCUCUGAAGCUUGCAAUGGUGAAGAACCAGAGAUUGGCAGAGAAGUUACUCAAGGGGAACAUUUACGAUUGUGUCUGCAGAUUUGAACCAGCAAGUUGAAAUGACAAACUUCUGUUGUUCGAAUAAUGAAUUGCUUACUGAGGCGUUCUGUAGAGCUAGAACAUUGAGAUUUCAUGUAGAUGUCCGAAUUUUUUGGUUUAAAGAACACAAGUUUGAGAAUUAUUUGAUGUACAUAUUCGUUGGAUGUAAAUUUGACAUAGCCCUUACUCCCCUCUAUCUCAAGCACUGACCUGUGCUGGUUCAGUAGGGUCGGUCAUAUUCAAUUAGCAAUGCAAAACUUAUUAGCAAUAAUCAUGAAAACUACUACAAGUAUUUGUAGAAAUCUAUUGUGUUAAAAAGGAAUGAAUACUUUAGC
Molecule: messenger RNA, 3458 nt
Organism: Chenopodium quinoa (quinoa)
Lineage: Eukaryota; Viridiplantae; Streptophyta; Magnoliopsida; Caryophyllales; Amaranthaceae
Product: pantothenate kinase 2-like
Exons: 22
Coding region: 440-3142 (900 amino acids)
Biological process (GO): coenzyme A biosynthetic process
Cellular component (GO): cytosol; nucleus
Molecular function (GO): ATP binding; pantothenate kinase activity
Source: RefSeq, a predicted model, not a curated record